GUGGAGAGCUGGAACUGCGCGUUUCAAUGGCAUUUCGCCAUUGUCCAUUAAGUUACGAAAAUUUCCAAAGACGUCACCAUAAAAACGCCAACAUUCCUUUUAUGACGUCAACAAUGCUAUGACGUUUUAAUAUGCUUAUUGAUGUCGAAGCGAUACUACGUACAUUCUUUUGAAUAUUUUAAAAACUACAUUUAUAAGCAUAUUUAUUUUAAACGUCUACUACUAUUACUACCUAAUAACGUCAUCUAACUCUUGUGCUAUUCAGUACUUAGCCAUUUAUUUUCUGCCAAUGUUGAGUGCAUAUACCAAUAGAGGCCACGUUGACAGGAUCUGGACAAUAACAAGUGAAAGUGGCUCUGUUAAUAAUAGAUACGGGUAUUGUGAGAAUAUUAAUAUCGCGUAAGGGGUUUUCUGUAUUUCCAUAGCCUAAGUGGACAGUAUCGAGGGCUGCAACACGGUAUUGCCCUGUACCUGUGAUGUGUUCGUGUAUGCUGGUCAACCACGCGUGACCACAUCAGUGCAGUCAGUGUGAGCUCUUUUGGUAGCCAUAGCUACAAUACAAACACCCAAGCUAUCUUUAAACUUUGACCCUUGUCUCUUUCUCUCCCAUUGGAUAAUUAACACUCACCUGUAUCUGCAUGCUUUCUUUGGACUGACCAGACAGGACAGAAUUAUUUAGCAUUUGGAGAAACAAGUUCAGAUAAGAGAGAAAUAGUAGAAGUUUAAUUUAAAGGUUAGUAUUAAUUUGUUAUAGAAGAUAAACUUAAAUAAUAAUAGUAAAUGCCUAAUUUUCUAUUCCUGGUAAUGAUUAAUGAAUAAUUUAACAUAUAAUAUUUAAUAAUAAAUCUGCCUUUUAAUUAUUAUGGAUUACAGGGCGUGACAUAAUGAAUGUCAGCCAUCUUUAUUUUCUGCUGUCAAAACUAUAUAUUUUAUGAUUUAAGUGAAGUUUCUGUUUUAGUUGUUAGCUGAUCUGAUUUAAUAAUUUAGCUACGUUUAAUCAAUUGUUUUUAUGACGAACUACACCAAAACAUUGGUUUUGGAAUGAAUUAGUUUAAAUGUUUUAUUUCUGAAUGUAUAAUAGAUAUAUGGAAACCAUAUACUAAACAAUUGAUAUUAUGAAUUUAUUUUUAUGCAGGUUUCCCCAGUUGUUAUGGAAUAUAUCAACACAAUGCCUACGUGUAAUUCAUAUGUCUGUCUCUCUGCCAGUGGGACGGGAUAUAGCUUAGGGAAGGAUCCAUCAAUGAACUAGACUGUGUUUCCCCUUGCAUCAAGUUUCUCACGACUGACAUAUCCUGUGGGAUGUGCUUUUCUGUCUAUGGGAAAGACGAUGCUCUAGUCGAAUGGAGGGAAUUACUCAUAUCUGUUUCUGGGAUGCUUCUAAAACAUUCGGAAGAAUUCCAAGCCAACCUAUCAACGUCAAUGGCGACUGCCAUUAGCAGCACGUUGUUUGGGUUAUCGAUAAAGAGCGUUUUUGACAGCUGGACUGCUUUACAGGUUGUGCAUACUUGUGGAUCUCAGUUCGCUUUUAUUUUUUGUAACAAUGUGACAAUUGUCAACUGGACUGACUGUCAACUUGCUGUCAACCAAGGGUUUGGAGGCAGUGAUAGUCGAGCUAAGGCAGACUGGCUUGUUUUUGCCACCGAGACCUGGUUUACGGAGAAUGAAAAUAUUGAGUCUUACGAAGUAGAAGAUUUUCUGGAGCAAGUUCUGAACAAUGAGUUUGACUUGCUUAUUGAUGAUGGCAGCUUGCAAGAGGUGGCGUCCAAGAUCUGCACAUAUUACGCAUUGUGUCAGCAAGGCAGAGACUCGGACGUGAGGCAGCGCAUUAGUAAAGAGCCAAAACCAGCCAUUGAUGAGUGCAAGGAAAGUCAAGAGGAUGAUAGUUUGGACUCAAGUUGCUCGUUGGUUGGUGAAUCAGCAACAGCAGUGACAAGUGUGACAGAUGGCGAUUCAGAGAAGACUUCUUUGCCGAAUAAUGCUUCAUCAAAUGAUAGUGAUAUGGAAGUAGAAGAAGGCUGGGAAGUGGUUAAACGCAGCAAGAAAAGAUAGCACUGAUGGAAAUGGAAGAACAUUGUUGGCAAUGUGUGGUCAGAACUAUUAAGGUGUGGAUCCACUGUGUGCAUCACACUCGCUUCCCCUCAAACUCAAAAGUGCCCCCAAAACCCAGUUUUUAUUUUUUAUUUCAUUUUACUUGGGUUUUUUAUUAUUUUAUUUAAAAAAAAUAUUUAUUAGGAUGCAGUAUUUUGGUAGAUUGGGUUUCCUGGGAGAAGACUGCCAUUCAUGCCCUAACUUUUGUUAGUGUAUGUUGGUGUAUCCCUGCCUAGAACAUCAAGCAUUAAGUCCUGCUUAUGGAUGUGGAAGAACAUGGUUAGGAAUGUAUGGUCAGAACAUGGUUGGGAAUGUGUGGUCAGAACAAAUGGAACAUUUAGUACUUCAUGGUCCGUUUUGAAAUUUCUGUAAUUUAUUUACUACCAAUAUGUGAACAAUAAACCAAGUUCAAAGGUGUGAAAAGCAAAGUACUAAUAAAUAAAAAGAAAGCACAGUUUGUUAAAUCAGAGAACAAUCAUCAAUGUGGCUUGUAACUUCUCGUCCACAAAAUCAGUUCCAAAUAUUUUGUAAUAAAAUUAAUAUUUAAUGUAUUAACCUGUCACUGUGUGGCACAUUAUAUUUAAUAUACAUGGCAAUAGGGUGUCAAGUCCCAUGUCAGAGAUUUGAAGAAUGCUAUAAUACUACCAAUCGGUUGCUUUUAGUCCAUAUAUAUUUGACAGUGCACGUUAUAAUAUACGCGCUCCCAAGUUUGUGCAAGUGGACGAAGUUGAGACAGGGGAGAGAACUCUGUAGAAACUUUGACUCUCCCAGUAAGCAGUUUCCAACCUGCAGACCAGUACCACCUCAACAUGUGUCUAUCCAAACUGGUGAACUAGCAUCCUGUCGCUGUGGGAUUGUGGUAGAGCCUGGAAGGUUGUGGGCUCGCAUCCUGGUACCCACUUCAAAGCAGACUCAAGUGUAAAUACCUGCUCCUACGCAGAGAAAGAAUUAUAGCGGCUCAACUAGAGACAUUACGUCAGAGAUUCCAUGAAGCCUGUUGGUAAAAUGCGGAGCAGAGCAGAUAAUUUUAACGUACUCGUAUGUUUCGAGCAUGUCUAUCCCGGGUCCUAUCUCUGGAUAGCCAGGGACUUGACCCGGGACAGAUGGUAAAAUGCAAAGUUUUCUGUAAGUGAAUUAAAAUGAAAAGGUUUCCACCACCACAGCAUGGCAUUAAAAAGACAUAUAAAAGAUCCCUUGCUGCUAAUCGAAAAGAAUAGCCCAUGAAGUGGUGACAGCGGGUUUCCUCUCAAUACUUGUAUGGUCCUUAACCAUACGUCUGACGCCAUAUAAAAUGUGUUGAGU
Messenger RNA from Gigantopelta aegis, 3390 nucleotides. RefSeq names its product pre-rRNA-processing protein TSR2 homolog. NCBI's taxonomy places the organism in Eukaryota, Metazoa, Mollusca, Gastropoda, Neomphalida, Peltospiridae. The record is from RefSeq and is a predicted model, not a curated record. The transcript has 11 exons. Gene Ontology annotation, cellular component: nucleus. The coding region runs from base 1300 to 2049 and encodes 249 amino acids. Gene Ontology annotation, biological process: maturation of SSU-rRNA from tricistronic rRNA transcript (SSU-rRNA, 5.8S rRNA, LSU-rRNA).